CUUUACUCCACCGCUCUCUUGAGAUAAGGAGUAUUUUGCCGCUUAGUUGUAAGAUCCUGGAUGACUAGUCGUAAAAGACAAUGUGCACGGUAAACUCAAAAUGUCCCCAGCUAGACCGAGUGAUGGGCUCACAGCGAGGGGUCCACCUAUCAGAACGGGGCGUGAAUAAUGAGAGCAUGGGACGGGAGCUGGGACCAUCAAGGACACAGGUCCCCUGAAAUUUCUUGCCAGGCUCACAUACUGGUAAUCUGCAAACGAUGAACGCUUAGCCGCAAUAACAGACCAAGGCAAUACCGCAUUAUGGUUAGGCGGGGGAUCAGCCCAAAUUCGGUGCCAACAUGAGUUCGAAGUUGCACAAAAACAGAGACGAGACUUUUCCCGUCAUGCCGACGAAAAUUAUCACCUAGACUUCGCGACUUAUGCUCGCUUCUCUCAAGAAGCAGGUUAUCUACAAGUGUUGAUCCAUACACCAAAGCAAUAGCUCUACUCACGAUGAACGAGAAGCUGCCAGCAGUAGUUGGCCAUAUAGCUCCUGAGAGCCUAUGGCGUCGGGCCCAGUCAUCGCUCAUACCUCUCCGCCAGACAUUACUUCUGAUACUCACUCUUUCGGUUGUUUAUAGCGUCUAUAGGAUUCCAAUACUCAAAGAAUGUCUGAAGCAGCCGCUUGCUACAGAGACUGUAGAGAGGGUACCAUUAGAGAUCCACAUCAUCACCAAGUGUGGCAAUGCAAGGACCGCCUUGACGGACUUAUUACUUCCUACCAUCGAGCGUGUUUACGACAAGGUCGACUUCAGGCUGAGCAUCGUUGCAAGGCCAACAGAAGAUGGUAUAGUCUGCAAGCAUGGCCCCGAGGAAUGCAAGGCUAGUAUCAUGGAACUGUGCGCACAGGAGACGCACCCGGACUCCAGGACUUACAUUGGCUUCAUCGAGUGCUUGACGCACGAGUACGAGCGGAUUCCGGAGCGCGCACACUACGAAGUCUGCGCUUCGAAAUUUUCCGUAGAUCUUGAGGCAGUCGAUCAAUGCGCUACCAGAGAUGGAGGAGCAUACGGUUUCAAGCUACUUCGGGAAAGUGCUCAACACACUAUAGAUGCGGGUGUGCGUAUUAGUGGCACAGUUCGAUUGAACGAAAAGAUUUACUGCAUCCGGGAUGGGGACAACUGGACGGAUUGUCCCAACGGUCCUAGUGUUGAUAACCUCGUCGAUGCCAUCGAACAUUUUCAUAACGCGACGACAAGUGACCUGUGAUACUUGGUUUUCUACAUUGCAGCUUUUUGGUGUUGAAUAGCAAAGCAGUGGGGGUAGCAUGUCCGGAUAAACAUGGCUGUGCAUCUCGAUGCACGAGCCAGAGUGGCGUAAGGUGUCUACAAUUUCGCGGUUUAUUCUCAGUUGGUAACGUAGCUUGCCUAACCAAUCCACUCGUUCAACUGUA
This is a messenger RNA of Truncatella angustata, 1432 nucleotides long. RefSeq lists its product as uncharacterized. The record is from RefSeq and is a predicted model, not a curated record. Bases 493 to 1248 code for a protein of 251 amino acids. Gene Ontology annotation, molecular function: oxidoreductase activity, acting on a sulfur group of donors, disulfide as acceptor. The transcript has 5 exons. Lineage: Eukaryota; Fungi; Ascomycota; Sordariomycetes; Amphisphaeriales; Sporocadaceae.